This is a messenger RNA of Dermacentor silvarum, 2493 nucleotides long. RefSeq lists its product as uncharacterized. The transcript has a single exon. The record is from RefSeq and is a predicted model, not a curated record. The coding region runs from base 1 to 2493 and encodes 830 amino acids. Gene Ontology annotation, molecular function: nucleic acid binding. Lineage: Eukaryota; Metazoa; Arthropoda; Arachnida; Ixodida; Ixodidae.
AUGCUGAACAAGACCAUUCACAAAGCCGUCAAAGAAAUUGGAGAGGAUGAGGUGCAACUAUGCCUGGACGCCAAGUAUCUUCCCGUAACGCCAACGGACCCACUCCCCAGCUACGAAGGGGCUACCAACAAGAGACUGGAUGCCGACAUCGAAGAAUGGGAAGUGAGAGCGGUUCUACAAACAAAAAACUGUAAAUCGGCGUCCGGAGCGGACCAAGUUACCAACAAGGCAUUGAGGAACUUGAACGACACGGCAAUCGAAGCCCUCACCAAGUACUACAACCAGUGCUGGCGGACGGGCAAGCUACCACAACAAUGGAAGACCGCGAAAACGGUCCUGAUCCCCAAACCGGGCAAACCACCCAGCAUAGACAACCUGAGACCCAUCUCUCUAACGUCGUGCGUGGGCAAGGUGCUGGAACACGUCCUACUCAACAGAUGGCAACAUUAUUUGGAAGACUCCAACAUAUAUCCACAUACAAUGCUGGGGUUCCGGGCCAAACUGUGUACCCAGGACGCCAUGCUGUUACUCAAGAACGAAAUCGUGGACAGACAGUUUUCCACGUUGGAUAACAGAGCGGUGCUCGGGCUGGAUCUCCAGGGAGCAUUCGACAACGUACACCACUCGGCCGUCCUUCGGCAGGUGUCCCACCUCAACAUGGGGGAGAGGACGUUCGCUUCCAUCAAAGACUUCCUGACCAACCGCACCACGCGGCUUGUGGCAGGAGAACUACAACUACCGCUCAAGCAGCUGGGGAGCAAGGGGACCCCACAGGGCUCGGUGAUCUCCCCUCUGUUGUUCAACCUCGUCAUGAUAGGCGUUGCAAGAAGAUUGGAACAUGUUAGAAACAUCAAGUACACGAUCUACGCGGACGACAUCACGCUGUGGUCAACGGGAGGAAGCGACAGCCAGAUCGAGGCAGCCCUCCAAGAAGCCGUCGUCGCCGUAGAAGAACACCUACGACCCACCGGACUCAAAUGCUCACCAACCAAGUCGGAACUGGUAGUGAUCUCACCGCAAAGUGCGCGACGCCCGAUAACGCAGCACAUCAACGUGGUAACCCAAGACGGAACGCCGAUACCGCACGUGCAGACGCUCAGAGUUUUGGGGCUGCACCUCCAGGACCUGAACCGCAACAACGUGACGAUACAGAAGCUCCACGCAAAGCUCUCGCUGGCCACCCGCUUACUCAAGAAGGUGGCCACGCGGUACCAGGGCAUGAGAGAAGACAGUCUACUACUACUCACCCAGUCGUUUGCAGUCAGCCACAUCUCUUACGUUGCGUCGUUCCACAAUUGGAAAGUGGCGGAGAACAUGAAGAUUGACGCAAUGAUCAGAAAGGCGUACAAGACGGCCUUGGGCCUAUACCCCCACACCAACACGGAACGCAUGCUCGCGUUGGGCGUUCACAACACGCUUAAAGAAAUCGCAGAAGCCCAGCGAACGGCGCAGUAUCACCGCCUGUCCCAGACCAGGACGGGAAGAACCAUACUACAACGCAUCGGAAUCAACGCGCCAGCGACGACCCCGGAGGUAGCAAAGCAGCUACCCCGGGACGUUAUCCAAAGACUGAGGGUACCACCCUUACCGAAGCAAAUGCAUCCGCAAGUACACCAAGAAAGAAGAAUGGCGAGAGCCACGGUCCUCACAAAGGGUCACGCCAUCGAUCCGCGCGCGUACUACGUGGACGUGGCGAAGUAUCCCCACCGGCCAAACACGUACGCAGCAGCAGUCAUCGCUGCAGACACUGGAGUACUCACAACGUCGGGAAGCAUACGGUGCAAGUCGCCCACGCAAGCCGAGGAGUUUGCAAUCGCACUGGCACUAGCGAUCCCUGAUUGCCGCACGGUCCUCAGCGACUCGAAGCCGGCAAUAGUCAACUUUGCUACAAACAACGUCCAUGGAACCACUGCAAGAGUAUGUUCAACGAUAGCAAGACCGGAAACCAACGUUACCGUCAAGUGGUUCCCUGCGCACGCCGGGGAGCUGGACGCGGGCCCGAACCGCAACGAGGAGGCAGAUACGGAGGCACACGCGCUAACUAGCCGCGGGUCUCCGUCAACGCAUUCCUCGGAGCCGCAACGACCCGAUGCCGAAGACGAAGAGUAUUCCUUCACAACCUACGGCGACGUUCUGCAGUGGUACAGAACGAGCAGGCGCCUCUACCCACCACCUCACCGAGACCUACAACGCAGCGAAGCAGCCACACUACGGCAGUUGCAAGUACAAGCCAUAUGGACCCCCGUAUGGGCAAAGCACGUGUGCCUGGAGGUAUACACCACGGAUAUAUGCCAACACUGCAACAAGGCGCGCGCCACCCAGAGACACCUCCUCUGGGACUGUGCGCCACCGCCGGGCGACCAAGAAGCAAUGCCAACUGCCAUCAGCAGCAAGAUCAUCAGCCGAGAGCCAGGCAACCAAAGAGACGUGGUCCAGCACGUGCUUAGCAUCCUGGAACGCCAGCGGCCGAAAGCGGCGCCCCCACGGGUUUGA